CAGAAACCAGAAAGCAGAAACAAAGUCUGAAAGUCACAAAAGAGAGAAAGAUUGAAGAUUUGUUUUCAUGAAAAUGGUGCAAGAUCAACAGGAAAUCAGAAAGGGACCAUGGACAGAACAAGAGGAUUUCCAACUGGUGUGCUUUGUGGGCUUGUUUGGAGACCGACGUUGGGAUUUCAUAGCCAAAGUUUCAGGUUUGAACAGAACCGGCAAGAGUUGCAGGUUGAGGUGGGUUAAUUACUUGCACCCUGGCCUCAAAAGAGGCAAGAUGACCCCUCAAGAGGAGCGCCUUGUGCUUGAGCUUCACUCCAAAUGGGGAAACAGAUGGUCAAGAAUUGCUAGAAAGCUACCAGGGAGGACUGAUAACGAGAUCAAGAAUUAUUGGAGGACUCAUAUGAGGAAGAAGGCUCAAGAGAAGAAAAGGGCUGUGUCUCCAUCAUCUUCAUCUUCCAACUGUUCAUCAUCAUCAAACAUCACCACCAAUGAAGGAGGGGCAAGCUUUUAUGACACCGGUGGAGUUGAAAUGGUGGCUUCAUCAGCAGCGAAGAAAAAUAUCAACGGCGGAGAUCAAGAGAAAGAAGAUGGUAAUGACACUGCUGCUAAAAGGGACCAGAGGGAGUAUUCACUUGAUGAUAUAUGGAAAGACAUCAAUCUGCCAGAAGUGAACAGCAUUGAACCAGUAUAUAGUGGCAGCUAUGGUGAAGAAGCCUGCAAAUUUCCAUGCCCUCUAAUGGCUACUCCUCCUGCUCCACUGUCAUGGGACUCACUGUUCAAAAUGGAUGAAGAUCAUGAGACGAGGAAGAGAGAACUUUUCAUCUUUUACCAUGUACUCAAUUGGUAUCUACAUUAG
Messenger RNA from Fragaria vesca subsp. vesca, 850 nucleotides. RefSeq names its product transcription factor MYB59-like. The coding region runs from base 68 to 850 and encodes 260 amino acids. The record is from RefSeq and is a predicted model, not a curated record. Gene Ontology annotation, biological process: regulation of DNA-templated transcription. The transcript has 4 exons. NCBI's taxonomy places the organism in Eukaryota, Viridiplantae, Streptophyta, Magnoliopsida, Rosales, Rosaceae. Gene Ontology annotation, molecular function: DNA-binding transcription factor activity; sequence-specific DNA binding. Gene Ontology annotation, cellular component: nucleus.